Molecule: messenger RNA, 432 nt
Organism: Cajanus cajan (pigeon pea)
Lineage: Eukaryota; Viridiplantae; Streptophyta; Magnoliopsida; Fabales; Fabaceae
Source: RefSeq, a predicted model, not a curated record
AUGGAGAUUGUAAUUUCUUUGAUCAUAUUGUUCGCGGGGAUUUCUAUUUUGGUGGUGAUCCAUGUCUGCAUAGUGGGAAGGGCUUUCAGAGGGGAAAAUAAUGAUGGUCAUAACGAAGGUACACAAGGGCAGAACAACAACAGUGGCAUGAAAAGAAUGUUUGGUGGUGACAACAUUGGUGAGCUGAAGAACCUUCCUUGCUUUGAUUAUGAGGAGGGAGAGAGCCUCGUGGAUUGUGCUGUUUGCUUGGAGAAUUUCAAGGUUGGUGAUGUCUGCAGGUUGUUGCCAAAUUGCAGCCACAGCUUCCAUGUGCACUGUAUUGACUCCUGGAUACUCCAAACACCCUUUUGUCCCAUUUGUAGAACAUGGGUUCAUUCACCUGGGAUGGAACAAAGUUCUGUUUCUCAAAAUGUAGAAAUUGAAACUGUGUAG